Molecule: messenger RNA, 1822 nt
Organism: Pistacia vera
Lineage: Eukaryota; Viridiplantae; Streptophyta; Magnoliopsida; Sapindales; Anacardiaceae
Product: laccase-11-like
Exons: 6
Coding region: 13-1701 (562 amino acids)
Biological process (GO): lignin catabolic process
Cellular component (GO): apoplast
Molecular function (GO): hydroquinone:oxygen oxidoreductase activity; copper ion binding
Source: RefSeq, a predicted model, not a curated record
AAGCUAGAGAAAAUGGCUAACAGAGGCACUUUCUUCCCUGGAUUGGCUUCAUUUCUCUUUGUCUUUCUUGGGUUUAUUCAUUUUCCGGCUGAAGCCGCCAUUAAUCAGUACCAAUUUGAUAUUCAAGUGAAGAAUGUUAGUAGACUAUGCCAUGCAAAACCCAUUGUAACUGUAAAUGGGAGGUACCCAGGUCCUACUAUCUACGUAAGGGAGGGAGAUAGAGUUCUUGUCAACGUUACUAACUACGCACAAUAUAACAUGUCCAUUCACUGGCAUGGACUGAAGCAAUAUCGCAAUGGUUGGGCGGAUGGACCGGCUUACAUAACACAAUGUCCUAUCAUGACUGGCAAUAGCUACACUUAUGAUUUCAAUGUAACUGGUCAAAGAGGAACAUUGUGGUGGCAUGCACAUAUUUUGUGGCUAAGGGCUACUGUCUAUGGUGCAAUUGUCAUCAUGCCAAAACAAGGGACACCAUUUCCUUUCCCACAGCCAAACAGAGAAGAGAUUAUUCUCCUUGGAGAAUGGUGGCACACUGAUGUGGAAGCGAUCGAAGAUCAAGGGAAAAGAAUGGGAUUGCCACCAAAUAUGUCAGAUGCACACACAAUCAACGGGAAGCCUGGACCUCUCUUUCCGUGUUCUGAGAAACAUACUUUUGCAAUGGAAGUUGAAUCAGGGAAGACAUACCUGUUGAGGAUCAUCAACGCCGCCCUCAACGACGAGCUUUUCUUUGCCAUAGCUGGUCACAACAUGACAGUAGUAGAGGUUGAUGCAGUUUAUACAAAGCCAUUCACCACUCAAUCUAUUCUAAUUGCACCUGGCCAGACCACAAACGUUCUGGUUCAAGCCAACCAAAUACCAGGCAGAUACUUCAUGGCUACUAGGUCUUUCAUGGAUGUUCCAAUCCCUGUAGACAACAAAACAGCCACCGGAAUACUACAAUACAAAGGCAUUCCAAACACUGUUCUUCCAACGCUCACUCAAUUGCCUGCGCCUAAUGAUACAGCAUUCGCUUUGAGCUAUAACAAGAAGCUUAGAAGCCUAAACUCACCUAACUUUCCUGCUACCGUACCACAGAAAGUUGAUAGAAAACUAUUUUACACCAUUGGUUUAGGAAGAGAUUCUUGCUCUACAUGCAUUAAUGGAACCAGACUCCUCGCUUCAUUAAACAAUAUCUCUUUUGUGAUGCCAGAAACUGCCCUUCUCCAAGCUCAUUACUUCAACCUCAAAGGAGUAUUCAAGACUGAUUUCCCGGAUAAGCCUCCCAAACCUUUUAAUUACACCGGGGCACCACUAACAGCCAGUCUUGGGGCAUCCCAUGGCACAAGGCUUAGCAAGAUUGCCUUCAAUUCUACUGUUGAGUUAGUGUUGCAAGACACUAAUUUGCUAACAGUUGAGUCACAUCCAUUCCAUCUCCAUGGCUAUAACUUCUUCGUUGUUGGAACGGGUAUUGGAAAUUUUGAUCCUGCCAAAGACCCAGCAAAAUACAACUUGGUUGACCCUGUUGAGAGAAAUACAGUUGGUGUUCCUACCGGUGGUUGGACUGCCAUUCGGUUCAGAGCCGAUAAUCCAGGUGUGUGGUUCAUGCAUUGUCAUUUAGAGCUACACACUGGUUGGGGAUUGAAAAUGGCAUUUGUUGUGGAAGACGGACCUGGAGCAGACCAAUCUAUUCUGCCUCCACCCAAGGAUCUUCCACCUUGUUAGAUUUUCUUCAAGUGUUUCAUGAAGCCAAAACAAGGCACUUACUUUUACGUAUGUAAAAAAAUGUUGCCACAGGAGAUUCAAAAUUGUAAUCACAUCCAUCAAAUGUAUCAUAAAUUGUUUA